Molecule: messenger RNA, 1407 nt
Organism: Saccostrea echinata
Lineage: Eukaryota; Metazoa; Mollusca; Bivalvia; Ostreida; Ostreidae
Exons: 10
Coding region: 1-1383 (460 amino acids)
Biological process (GO): monoatomic cation transport; transmembrane transport
Cellular component (GO): membrane
Molecular function (GO): monoatomic cation transmembrane transporter activity
Source: RefSeq, a predicted model, not a curated record
AUGGCUAUGCCUUUAGCCUAUCACAUGACGAAAUGCACGCAAGUUUUAGAGUCCCCAGCUUACCAAACUAUUCUCAGGAGAUCAUUUAUGGAGUACUGGUGUUCGUGUGUGGAGACGUCUCAACAAAAACCUUAUCUUUCAAACUCCGAGGAAUUUAUAUCCAACUCUCAAGCUGAAAAAUCAUUAGUACGGUACCAAAGUGAACUCAACCAAGCAUUUGUCCAAGAUAAUUCUGUAGAAGUUUCGAAUACCAACCCAACAGAAAACCAUGACAAGUAUCAUGCGUCUCCAACAGAGGAGAACAGAAAAAACUUCGAGAUGAAUUUGGAUCUUUUCCUGAGAUCGAAAGGUGUCCAGAAAGAGUGCAAGGUCUCAAAUGCUUCCAGAAAAUUCUACGAGUAUCAAGAUAAAUUGAUAGAAGGGUAUGAAGAAGUGAACAAACCAAACGACGAUAAAUACGCCCGGUCUAAGAUUCUGCGGAAGAAAACGACCUUGUAUGCAAAACUUAGUUUUGCUGCAAAUUUGGUUUUACUAGUUGCCAAGUUGACAGCAGCGAUCCUGUCGGGAUCCAUGGCCAUCAUAACAAGUCUUGUUGAUAGUGUGGUGGAUCUAGUUUCCGGUCUUGUUGUCUGGAUAACGACCAGAGCAGUCCGUAAAACUAACCAUUUUAAGUAUCCAAACGGUCGUCACCUGUUGGAGCCUCUUGCCGUGAUUCUGUUGUCGGUCAUCAUGGGAAUGGCAUCGUUACAGCUUCUGAAGGAGGCGCUUGAUAAAAUCACAGCCUUGUCCAGUGGAUCUAUAACACCGCCCACGGUGGAUUACAUCACAAUAUCUAUAUCGUGCUUCACUGUUGUGCUAAAAUUGAUCUUGUUUCUAUUGUGUCGACGUAUCAUGACCCCUACGGUACAAGCUCUGGCCCAGGAUCAUAGAAAUGAUGUCUUAUCUAACACACUGGCCAUUGUCUGUGGAUAUAUAGGGUCAAGGGAAAUCCAGGACGAAUUAGGAGAAAGAUGUCUUGUAUUCUUGGAUCCAAUUGGGGCUAUAAUUAUUUCCCUAUAUAUUGCAAUCACUUGGUACAUUACCGGAAGAGAUCAAACCAAGCUUUUGACAGGAUACAAAGCGGAUCCAGUCAUUGUCAGUAAAUUGAUCUGGAUUUGUAUGAACCAUCACAACCUUAUAGAAUCCGUUAAUCAUGUGAGCGCAUAUCAUGUGGGGUAUGAAAUCGCAGUUGAACUGGACAUUUGUGUAUCAGCAGAGCUGUCGAAUUACAAGGCACAGGAAGUAAAGGAUUCUUUGAAAACGAGACUGGAAAAAGUUGAUGAUAUUAGUAAAGUUUACAUCAGCGUGGUAUCUUAUAGUGAGGAGCAAUGUAGUAAAUUGUGAAAAGUCCCUUCCAUAGAUGUCUCA